AACCGUGUGUUAUGUGUAAGUCAGCCAUAGCCGUAAUAUAUGUAUAUAUGAUUAUAAGUCAAUUUUGUGUCCUUAUAAGGUAAGAUAACGCAUGAUGGUAUUUUGCUCGACUAGUCCCAACCUAGCUUAACACGACGUUUAGUCACCGACGCCUGUUCUUUUACGAAAUUGCACUAUAUUAGAAUCUGGUUUCCCCCAAUUUAGUUUAAAUGUGGUAUAUAUUAUAUGUUUAGCAUUUUAGUAAGUAUUAACACGAUAUUUAGGCAUUUUUACUGUCAGAUAUAUGUGUUCAUCCGCCGCCAUUAUGAGCACAGCUUCAGUCAGGUAAUGGCUGCGCCUCGAAUGGGAAAACUGUCGAGUCAUUUUGUGCCCAACUAAACCCGUUCCAUACGCUACAAUAACCAACAAACAAACAUGUUAUGUCUCAAAACACGACGUGCGUUCGAAAAUGCCCGAAUGUUUCGGGUGCUCGGUAGGUUUUUUUCCGCUCGGUCAGACCCAAAAGGGGCGAGCCGAGCAAGCCCCAGAAUGGCGGAAGCGACGCCCGGCGCCCCGUUAGCAUUGAGGCGGACUCGGGUUGGUGCAGGCUGUAGUUAGUCAUGUCUCCCACUUGUCGCCUCGACCGAGAGAGAAAGCAAAGCGGAUCCAUUCCGUGAUCAGCUGGUCGCCUGCAGCUGCCCCGUCCUCCCUCCUUUCCUUUCCUUUCCUUCCACACAGUCCAUCCCAGCAUCCGAUCCGUCUUUCAGAUCCGCCAUUCCGCAGCCGCCGCGAGACGAGAAACAAAAUGGGCGCAUGCAAAAAAAAAAAAAAAAAAAAAAAAAAUGCCUCCGCGCGCGCGUUGUCUUCUCAAAGUCUUGGAGCUGGAGAACAAAAUGGAAGAUGGACGCUUUUUGUAGCUCUGUUUCUUGUCGUGAGGGGAGUUAUUUGAGAUUUGAAGCAGUCACAGGAAUGAUGUGUGUGUCUCCCGAUGCAGCGUAAACGAGGUAAUAUUCAAAAAUGAAUGGAGACAUGGAUUCUACAAGUAAAGAGCAAGCAGUUUGGGCCCAGGAUGAUUUGCUAAAGCUUCUGGAUGCCAUGAAAGUAAACCUGCCAGAGAAGGACCUGACCAAGUACAAGACAACCGAAACCCAUCUGAACUGGGAGAAGGUUGCCUUUAACACGUACUCUGGUGAGAUGUGCAAACAAAAAUGGCUUGAGGUCUCAAGAGAGAUCCGUAAGUUCCGCACGCUGUCCGAGCUCAUAGUGGAUGCACAAGACUACAUCAAGAAUCCUUACAAAGGCAAAAAACUGAAGAAACAUCCGGACUUUCCCAAGAAGCCUCUGACACCAUACUUCCGUUUCUUCAUGGAAAAGAGAGCAAAGUAUGCAAAGCUUCACCCAGAGAUGAGCAACCUGGACCUUACAAAGAUCCUCUCAAAGAAAUACAGAGAACUGCCCGAACGUAAAAAGGAAAAAUAUGUGAAUGAUUUUCUCAGAGAAAAAGAAUCUUUUGAGGUUAACAUGAUGAAGUUCAAGGAGAACCAUCCAGACCUGUUAGAGAAUACUGGUAAGAAAGGCUCCAUCGUGCCACAGAAACCACUGACCCCACAGCAGCUGUGGUACAACCACGAGAAGAAGGCCUUCCUUAAAAUUCACCCCAGCGGGACCAGUAAAGACAUCAAGGAAAGUCUGGGGAGGAAGUGGACACAGCUGCCAGACAAAAAGAGACUAAAGUGGAUCAGCAAAUCUCUGGAGCAACAUAAACAGUACGAGGAGACGAUGCGGGAGUUUAUCCAGCAGCACCCGCAGCUAAACCUGACCGAAGACAACAUCGUCAAGAACACUUUGACCAAGGCCGAAAGACAGCUCAAAGACAAGUUCGAUGGUCGGCCAGGCAAACCACCAUCGAACGGUUACUCAAUGUUCUGCGCCGAGCUGAUGUCUGGUAUGAAAGACGUUCCCAGCACUGAGCGCAUGGUCAUGUGCAGCCAGCGUUGGAAACUCCUCAAACAGAAUGAAAAAGAUGCUUAUCAGAAACGCUGUGAACAGAAAAAGAAAGAAUUUGAAGUGGAGAUGACCCGUUAUCUGUGUAGCAUCUCAGAGGAGGAGCAGCAGAGAAUCUUGGCAGAGCAGAAGAUGGCUGGUUUUAAAAGGGGCAGCGGAAACGCUGUUAAAAAGAACGUAAAAGCAAAGACUAGUCCAUUGAAGCCCAAGAGGCCAAUCUCAGCCAUGUUCAUCUUUUCUGAGGAGAAGAGGCCGAAGCUUCAGCAAGAGAGGCCUGACUUGUCUGACAACGAGCUCACUAGACUCCUGGCCCGCAUGUGGAAUGACCUUACUGAUAAGAAGAAGGAAAAAUACAAGAAUCUGGAGGCUGUGCUGAAAGCAGAGUCAGAGAAACGAAGCAAAGAAGAGCAAACCAAGCUGCCAGACCCACCCAAGACUGCACAGGAAAUUUGGCAACACAGUGUUAUUGGGGAUUACUUGGCCAGAUUUAAGAAUGACCGACCAAAGGCACAGAAAGCCAUGGAAGCCACCUGGAACACAAUGGAGAAGAAGGAGAAGAUUGUGUGGAUCAAAAAGGCUGCAGAGGACCAGAAAAGAUACGAGAGAGAUCUGAGUGAGAUGCGAUCCCCUGCUACAUUGCUUGCCUCAGGGAAGAAGAUGAAGUUUGAAGGGGAGCCCAAAAAACCACCCUCGAACGGCUAUCAGAAAUUCUCCCAGGAAAUGCUAUCGGGUGGGGAGCUAAACCAUCUACCCAUGAAGGAGCGCAUGACCGAGAUUGGUGGCCGCUGGCAGAGGCUCCCGCAGAAAGAAAAAGAUCGCUACAAGAAGAUCGCAGAGGAGAAACAAAAGCAGUACAAAGUGCUGCACGAACAGUGGCUAGCGAGCUUAUCAUCUCAAGACAGAGCAACAUAUAAGGAAUACAAUUCUUUGAAAAGGAAGAACCCCGGUAGAGCAGGCGGUAGCAGCGCGAAACAAAAAGCCAAGGCCAAGACCUCAGACGAGGAAGAAGAUGACGAAGAAGAAGAUGACGACGACGAUGACGAGGCUGAGAAGGAGUCUGAGGAGGAAUCAUCCAGCGGGGAGGAAAGUGAAGAAGCAGAUGAGGACGACGAUGAUAACGAAGACGAGGACGACGAAGAAGCGGAGGAUAAGGAGAACAAAUCCGAGAGCAGCAGCAGCGCGUCCAGCUCAGAGGAUUCAUCGGACUCCGAAUCCGAGUGAGAGGCAGUCGGAGCAGAGCGAGCCCACAGACUGCCACAGUCCCUGUGAACUGAGCCAUAAGGCCAAGCCUUGGGCCUGCACUGCACUCCUCCAGCCACCAGGGGACGCUCUCUGUCCUUAUGGUGCCACCACAUUCACUCACCUCUGCACGCAUUCUCCUCCGCAUUACGUCACACCCCCUCUGCCUUAAUAAACUUGCUCGUCAAGUUUGUUGAGGACUAAGGAUCCUUUAUUUUCCCCCAAAUCUGUAACCCAAUCAGACCGAUUAAGGCUUCUUUCCGCAGUCCGUACUCUUUGGGUAUCGGGGGUAAUGCUCGACCAUCGCUUUCACUGUCUACAGGUGUCGUUGGAAGGACAUAGAUGGGAUGGGCCCAUUUUCAGGCUUUUUCUUAGAUUAGCGAUGGACCCGUAAGACAAAGAAAUUAACGACUAGAUGAGUUUCUUGAGGAGGUAAAGGGGACCAAAUAAUCGUAAUCCAUCCUCUAUCCUCCUCUUCAUUCUGAUUAUCGGCUUCAUCACCUUUCCGUGCUGAUUUCUCUGUGCAACCUUUAACACCUUAAUGAUGUUUCUUUUUCUUUUUUUUUGCUUUCCGGUUCAUGAUGUGGUAUCUUCAGGAACAUUGCGGCAGUUUUGAAUGUCAUCGCAUGUUAAUAAGCAACCGUGACUUGUGUUUGUUCUGGGUUUAUUUUUUUUUAAUAUUUUAAUUUUUAAUUUUUUUUUUUCUUUUGUGUGCGACAGCCUGAAAUUCCUCAUUUUAAUUUGGGCUUGAUUUACAAAGUAUUUGGCUUUAAAAAAGAUGACCUGGUCUAGAUGCAAACUAGUGGAAUCUCCACAUUAUUAGUUAUGAUUUAUUGUUCUUAUCUGUUAUGUGUUCAACUUUUUUAUGUAUUUCAUAUUUAAAACCAUUUGCUUUGUUUUAAUUGUCUCUGUAAAGGUAGGCUUAUUUUAGAUGUUAUAUCUGGUAUACAAAUAAUCCUAAUAUCGGCCGCUCAGGUGGCGCAGCGGUAAAAACACACCCUGGAACCAGAGCUGGGAUCUCGAAUACAUCGUUAUCGUAUCGAGUCUCGGCUCUGCCUGCCGUCCAAGGCUGAGCGGCCACACGAACGACGAUUGGCCUGUUGUUCAGAUGGGCGGGACUAAGCCGGAUGGGGUUUCUCUCUGCUGGGCUGAUUGAUGACGCUUGCACAGAGAUGAGAAAGAGUGCUCUCGGGGUGUGUCUCUCCGUACACGACGCUGAGCUGCACUGCACUCGUCAAAAGUGUAGAUGAUAAGAUGCAUACGGCAUGCUGCCCACGUGUCGGAAGGGGCGUGAGUGGGACUAAGCCUCUCUCUGCUGGCUGAUUGAUGGCGCCUGCACGGAGAUGAGAAAAGAGUGCUCUCGGGGUGUGUCUCUCCGUACACGACGCUGAGCUGCACUGCACUCGUCAAAGUGUAGGUGAUAAGAUGCAUACGGCAUGCUGCCCACGUGUCGGAGGGGGCGUGGGUGGGAUUAAGCCUCUCCCUGCUGGCUGAUUGAUGGCGCCUGCACAGAGAUGAGAAAAGAGUGCUCUCAGGGUGUGUCUCUCCGUACACAACGCGGAGCUGCACCGCACUCGUCAAAGUGUAGGUGAUUAGAUGCAUACGGCAUGCUGCCCACGCUUCGUUCUCCUCAAUCAGAGCAGGGAUCGGCAUUGGUGGAGAGGAAGCAUGACGCCAUCGGGCAAUUGGACGCGAUAAAAAGAGGGAGAAAGGGGAGAAAAUGUUUUUAAAAAAAUAUUAGUAAUCCUUAUAUGCACUUACUAAACGGCCGAGCAGCUGGCUGUCCUGUCUGUGUUCCAAUCGCUCCAUUCCUCAAAAUCCCCCCGUGUUUGGGUCACUGACACAUUCUGAUAUACACCAGCUCAUGAAUGUAAAGGAAUGUUUUAUUUAAUAUCCUUUGUUGUGUAUGUAUAUAUAUAUGAACAGUUUUGGAUCUCUUUCUCCCUUAGUUUCCUGUGCUUAAAAAAAAAAAAGAAAAAGACGAAAAAAAAGAGAGAUUUUAAAACGCCAGUUUGUUGGAUCGUCUCAGUCUCCGCCACCACACUGGUCGCUGGUGUCCCGCCGUGUUUUGCCCCAUAGCACGUUUUAGGUUUGGCAGAGAUAUUGCAUCAGUGCCCUUUAAAGUGAACGAAAUGCAACGUCGAGUCCGUCCUGUGCAUUUGCGUGAGUGGUUAUUAAUGAUUGAGCUCGACACAGCACCUCUGCAAUCCUGUGUAGAUCCGGCAAUAGGCAUAAAAAGAUCAGUGCAGAGGGAUCCGGUUCACUGCUGUUGUAAGGUAAAUGUAAAUAGGACAUUUUCGUUUUCUAGCAAGUACACUUGGUUUCAUUUGGAUUUUUCAUUUGAUUCAACUUCCCAAGUGGUUCGUGCUGUAACCAGGGGUUUAAAUUCAUCUGCGAAUUGCUCUGAGGAGGGAUCAUUUUAAAUAUGAAUAUGUUAAAUAUGUUUUAGUUUUAUAUCCCUCUGCUGUUUGUUUAUUUGUAGAAAUGGCAAAAAAAAAAUUUGUACUGCUAAUUUGGAAAAUUUGGAUGUUUUCUAUAGUUAAAGGUGUUCUAUUCCUGGAAUAUACCAUUUGAUCAAAUAAACUUGUCUUUAGCAA
Molecule: messenger RNA, 5819 nt
Organism: Trichomycterus rosablanca
Lineage: Eukaryota; Metazoa; Chordata; Actinopteri; Siluriformes; Trichomycteridae
Gene: ubtf
Product: upstream binding transcription factor
Exons: 21
Coding region: 997-3204 (735 amino acids)
Source: RefSeq, a predicted model, not a curated record